AUGACAUACUCAAAUUACCAGAUGGUCGAGAAGAGAUUCCUGAUAUCUAGGCAACUGGCCCUAACCCAAACCCUUGGAUUUAUUGCAAACAACAACAUAUCAAGUCUAGUCAAAAACAUCCCAGAAUCACUCAUUGAAGAGUUGGUACCAGGAAAAGAAGUCAAUAUUCCAAUUCAGGACAUCAUCAAGCUUCAAGAUAACAACCUUGGAGAGAUAAUCCCACCAGCCUGGUUUUCCUUGGGAUACCUCAAAAAUGUUUUGGAGGAGGAAUCACAGACAUUGUGCUUAUCAGAGCUACCAUUGCCCUUCUAUUGGCAUGAGUUGUCCACACUACUGAUCAAGAUAAGACCCAAUAAUAUUGAGUCCUUGGAGCAGGUCACCAAAAUGGUUUCUAAACUCCACUAUACCAGAACAAAGAAGAUAAACUCCAUCGUCCAAGACAUACUUUUUAUCAAGUCACAAGAAUAUGGGACCGAAGAAAGGGAUCUAAACUUUGACCAAAUAUUUGAAGACUCUACAAUUUGUAACAUGACUAGUUCAGAUGAGGAUUCAUACUAUGCAGCCUUAUAUGUGAUACACCCAAAAACUAUGAAGGCUAUGGGAUGUAAAAUUCAAUAUUAA
Molecule: messenger RNA, 621 nt
Organism: Puccinia graminis f. sp. tritici CRL 75-36-700-3
Lineage: Eukaryota; Fungi; Basidiomycota; Pucciniomycetes; Pucciniales; Pucciniaceae
Exons: 2
Coding region: 1-621 (206 amino acids)
Biological process (GO): DNA replication; double-strand break repair via break-induced replication
Cellular component (GO): GINS complex; nucleus
Source: RefSeq, a predicted model, not a curated record